AUGCUCACUCAGAUUCAGUCGUUCCAAUUAGUUAGCGCAGGAAACAGCGAUGAUCGAUUCCGAAUUGGAGUAACCCUGUGGAAGAAGGGAGUUCGGCUUUAUGCCCCAUUUGACAAGGCCGACAUUUUGAUUUGCUCACCACUAGGUCUACGUCAAAUCACUGGAGCCGAGGGUGAGAGGAGGCGUGAGUUCGACUUCCUCUCAUCCAUCGAAGUAUGCAUCGUGGAUCGAGCAGACGUUCUCCGCAUGCAGAACUGGGAGCAUGUGCAGGAGGUGAUGCAGGUGGUAAAUCGGAAGCCACAAGGCCUGGAAGAGGGUUGA
This is a messenger RNA of Durusdinium trenchii, 321 nucleotides long. The record is from the annotation of a GenBank genome assembly. Lineage: Eukaryota; Dinophyceae; Suessiales; Symbiodiniaceae.